This is a messenger RNA of Priapulus caudatus, 515 nucleotides long. RefSeq names its product serine/threonine-protein phosphatase 2A regulatory subunit B'' subunit gamma-like. The record is from RefSeq and is a predicted model, not a curated record. The coding region runs from base 189 to 515 and encodes 108 amino acids. Gene Ontology annotation, biological process: T cell homeostasis; B cell homeostasis; microtubule cytoskeleton organization. Gene Ontology annotation, cellular component: centrosome; spindle. The transcript is spliced from 4 exons. Lineage: Eukaryota; Metazoa; Priapulida; Priapulimorpha; Priapulimorphida; Priapulidae.
UGAGAGGGAAUGCACGCGCUCCCGCGCGUGUGCGCGGUUCUUUGUCUGGAAACUUGACUGGAUGGACGGGACGUGACGGGACGUUAGUAGUGUGCUGUAUUGACCAGUAGCAGUUCUACGGGACAGGCACUUUGACAGACGUCUUCCUGGACCGAGUCUUCCAGGAGUGUCUCACCUACGAAGGCGAGAUGCAUUACAAAACCUACCUAGAUUUUGUGUUCGCGCUGGAGAACAGGCGCGAACCGCAGGCCAUGCAGUAUCUCUUCCGCAUACUGGACGUGAGACACCGGGGUUGCCUGGACGUCUUCGCUCUCAACUUCUUCUUUAGGGCCAUACAGAAGCAGAUGAAGCAACAUGGCCAGGACCCGAUCUCUUUCCAUGACGUCAAAGACGAGAUAUUUGACAUGGUGAAACCCAUUGACCCGCUAAGGAUCACCGUACAAGAUCUUGUCGUGAGUGGUCAAGGGGACACAGUGGUCACCAUCCUGAUAGAUCUGAAUGGGUUCUGGAUGUAA